GGAGCCGAGGGCGUUCGAGGGAAGAGACGGAGACGCCACCGGCGGCGCGGGCGACCUCUCCCGACAUCGCCGGUGCGGAUGGACCCGCCGGAGAGCCCCCCAGCCCCAGCCGGUCGACCGCCAUCCGCCGCCGUCUCGCUCUACGAGGAUUCUCCUGUCUUCGAUUUCAUCAAUAGUCUAUCCCCUAUAGCAACACCCAAGCUUCUAGGUUCAGCACAAAAUGUCCAGCUAUUCAAGUCAUCUGAUUUAGUACCUGCUUCAUCAAUCUUCACCUCGCCGCAAGUUAAUCCACAAAAGGAAUAUAAACCUGGAACCAGGGAUGGCUAUGUUCAACUUUCUCAAGGGCUCAGUCCCAAUUGCCAAACGAAUCAGAUAGGGAUUUCUAGCUGCUAUGGAUCCCCAACAAUUGCUUCAGAAAAAUGUAGUCCUUCUGAGUAUGCAACAAUUUUGUCUCAACCCAUCCCGCUUGGUAGUGAAAUCUUGGGAGAUGCCAAGAAACAGGAUACUGAUGGUAAAGUAGAUCAUAGUCCAGAUAUGGGGCAAAUAAAGCUAUCAAGCACAUGCUAUGAUCAGAAUGGCGUUGACCAAUUGGACUCAUCAACAUCUGGAAGAAAUGUUCAGGAGAAUGAGCUGACUAAACAGUAUAAUGAUGACCAAGCAGCUUGCAGUUUAAGCCACUUGAUCUCACGUUCUGGUACUGGUGAUGGUGUCAUGUCAAAAUUAGACCUGUCAUUAGAAGCGCAACAAUUGAGCUGGAAACUAAGAAGUGAUGUCAUAUUUAGCAAAUCCAUCAUGCCAAUGGCUCAAGGAAACCUGGAGGAUUCAAGAAGAAAACUUUUGGAUGGGUCAACUGGCUGUUAUAUCCAGAGUGCUGCAGAUGACACUCAUGUUUACUAUGCUGGUGCUGCAGAAGGUGCUGCAACUAAUCAUGACCCACAAAUGCUCCCUGGUGUUAUUCAAAGCCAGUUGGUUUCAAAUGAAUAUUUUUUUGACGCAUUCAAAGUUCCCAGUGAUGGCAUGGCAUUGUCAGAGCAUCAUUGCGGUGGUAUGAAUAGGCGUAGCCUUUUUAAUGAGAAGGUACAGACAUCUGAUUUGAGUGGACAAAGUGUCUCGAAUCUUCAUCAUACAAAUAUAUGUGGCGAUAACUACCUGAAGCCUUCGAGGUCCCCUGUGUAUGCAUUGCCUGGUAUUGGUUUGCAUCUGAAUUCUGUUGUCUCGAAUGCAUCCAACAACAUGCCAUUCACAAGUAAUCCUCCACUGCCACCUGAACAUAAUAGUCCGCCAACAAUAGUUUCUUGCAGUGAGACGGGUCUGUAUAGCAGUGAGGUAAACACUCUUAUUCAUGAUGAUCACUCUUCUCAGAAGACCAUGCCUAGUGCUGAUGAGUCUUGCCAAGAAAGUUACAAGAAGAAAAGCUUAGUAAGGUAUGCCUCUUUUCUUAUAAUGUUUACUCAGUAGAUAACAAAAUCUUUGAAACUUUGCAGGCGCAAGUUACAAAAUGGUGAUGGUGGCUCAUGCAAACGUUGUAGCUGUAAAAAGUCAAAGUGCUUAAAACUUUACUGUACGUGUUUUGCUGCUAAAGUCUAUUGUUCAGGAUUGUGCUCAUGUCAAGGCUGUUUGAAUAAUCAUACUCAUGAGGAAACAGUUUCAUGUAUUCGCAAGCGGACUGAAUCUCUUAACCCUCUAGCAUUUGCUCCAACAGUAACACGCGCAUGUGAUUCUGGUUCAGAUUUUGGGGAUGACUCUAACAAUACUCCUGCUUCGGCUCGACAUAAAAGAGGCUGCAAUUGCAGGAAGUCUUCUUGCCUUAAAAAAUACUGCGAGUGCUUUCAGAGUGGUGUAGGAUGCUCCAUGAGUUGCCGAUGCGCGAGUUGCAAGAAUUCUUUUGGACAAAGGGUGCUACUGCUAACUACUGAGAAAAUGGAGAAAGAAGCAAAAUCAAAAGGCACUCGCUCAAAGGAAGAGAAACUUGCGUUUGACAAACAGGUUGUGAUCAGUCAAUCUGGUGAUCCUCCAUCCACCGAGGAUCUAUUUGCCACACCUUCGCUUGAGCCUUGCAGAUCUUCAAACUUGCUUCCAUCUACAUGCUCCGAACCGCCAGUGUCAACAGCAGGAUGUUCUUCCCAACUGCGCAACUCUCAGUCUCCCAUGAAGGCAGAUGUUUUGCUUUCUCCUUCAGAAACCUGUGCUAUGGAACCGAUUCUUGUGGAUGGUUUGUCAAAUAUCCAGGAAGUGAGCUCAUCUUGCACCACCAGAGUCAAGGUUGUGUCACCCAACAAGAAGAGGGUCUCCCCCCUGCAAACUGGUCCAGGAUUGUCCCCAAUCGGUAGGAGUGGCAGGAAACUGGUUCUGAAGUCCAUCCCUUCCUUCCCUUCCCUCACUGGUGAUGCUGAUAGUGAGCCCCACUAAACAGAGUUCAUCAGCAUUUGGCACCAGAGUCCGGCUGACUGGUUAGGGAACCCCUCGCCCAAUUUUGUUUUGAUGAAGAGUUGAAUGAACUUGUAUCAUAUAUAAAGAUAGUUAUGCUAAUAUUUCUCGAGUCCGAAGCCUAACUAUUCCACUGCUUGUCAACAUAUGAUUGACCUGUCGUUACCUAGUUGUUAGUCCUGUUCAUCCCCUUUGGUCUAAGGCCGUCAGUAUGUAAUGUAUAUAUUUCCGCAGCUCGUGGGCGAUAAGUGCAUUGGUAUUGAAGAAAAGAAUGCUUAAAUGUAGCAUCUUAAUAAGUUCAGUUUACUGUACUCCAGUUUGUGUCCAAACAUCACAGCAGCCAUACCCAGUCCAAAUUGAGCUGGUGAGACUGAAUAUACUGUUUCUAUGUGCAUGUUUAGGGGGCUUAUUUA
Messenger RNA from Panicum virgatum (switchgrass), 2840 nucleotides. RefSeq lists its product as uncharacterized. The coding region runs from base 79 to 1458 and encodes 459 amino acids. The record is from RefSeq and is a predicted model, not a curated record. Gene Ontology annotation, molecular function: DNA-binding transcription factor activity. The transcript is spliced from 10 exons. NCBI's taxonomy places the organism in Eukaryota, Viridiplantae, Streptophyta, Magnoliopsida, Poales, Poaceae.